Molecule: messenger RNA, 1995 nt
Organism: Babesia sp. Xinjiang
Lineage: Eukaryota; Apicomplexa; Aconoidasida; Piroplasmida; Babesiidae
Exons: 11
Coding region: 1-1995 (664 amino acids)
Source: RefSeq, a predicted model, not a curated record
AUGUCAACCCAAGAUACAACAAGGGCCAAACAGUCUAUCACAGAUUUUCUGAGGCAGAUUAAUUCCAACUUUGCAAACUAUCGCUCCGCCUUGUCAGCAAAUGAUAAGGGCAAAAAAGGUUUUCUCAAAUACAUCACAAGCACACUAAAACAAGCAGAAUUAGAUGGUGAAAUUUCUAAAGGUGACUACAGUGACACAAAGAUCAUCGCCGACAAGAUGCUGCAUUUAUUCAAGGACGCUGCGAAGCAUGAUCCCAGACUACAUUUUGCUCGUCUUUCAGAAUGGAUUUGUCAGGAUGACAACAUUAAUGUUUCAGAAAGAACGACCAAAUCCACAACUGAUGGCGGCCAUGACGAUGGUCACAGGGAUCCUCCAGCGGAAGAUCAUGAGAAGCGUGACUUUCACGUAUUGAGUCAAUUAGUGAACCGUGAAAUACUUUCCGAAGAACCUUGCCCUCUAUCCAACAACGAUGAUGGAUGCAACUCUCCCGACAACAAAGAAAUGUUUUAUUUCGAAGAGUAUUUUCACCUUGCACGAGAUGCGUGUCUUUCAAAGGAAGCAACGGAUACUGUAAGAAUGGAACCGACAUUCACGUCGUUUGGAAAGGUUCUAAAAGAGCAUGGUGACGGUAUAUCACGAGUCCAGGCUUCGUCAACUGUGGAAGCUAAAAAAUGCCUUGAACAGAUAUGUCAGCAAUUGGCUCCACUCACAUUCGUCGACAUACAGACACGGGAAAGCUUACGUACUAAAGCCACUAAAUUUUCAAAGUUUGCUAUGGUCACGUCACCACAAACGGAAGAUGCGUCUGUAGUUGAGGAUGUGGAUGCGGACUACGAAGUAGCAAAGAACCAGAUUUUCUCGGAGUUCAAGGAAAUUGAAAAUUUGUUCAAGGGCCUUUUGACUCGGAUAUUCCAUCAUUUGGCACAAUAUGUGAGGCAUAAGGCAGCUCAAACGUAUUUGCAAUUCUACAUAAUAAGCCCGCUGGGUUCGGGUAUUGGGAAUUUGCUGAACACCGGACUAAACGAUCAGUAUAUAAACAACAAGUUGGGACUUCCACAAAACGCCACUCCGGCCAGCUUUGGUAUGGCAUAUGAUGAGGUGGAUGUGCCAUCGCAUUUCGGUUCAAGGAUUUCGAAAAAAUGCUGGCUGAUACGGUCUACCAACCCACAGACCACCAAAGCCUUUAUACUGCUUCAUGGGUGGUUUGGCAACAUGCAAUCCUGUCUAAAGUUUGCUGACGCACUCAAAAAGAUGCAGUGCCUAGACACCCACCACAUCUUGAUCAUGGAUUUGAGUGACGAAAGCGGUAAAUCUUUUGAAACCAAUAUCGGGUUAAAGGGAGUCGGAGACCUAUAUGACGCUUCUAUAUAUUUACACCGUGAAUUAGGCGUGGAGCAUAUCAGCUUAUAUACACAGUCUGUGAGCUCGCUUAGUGCCCUGAUGUUCAACGAGGUGAUUUCAAGGGCCCGCAAAAACCUCGGCGUUACCGCUGGCGGUGCGGAAUCCAUUUGCCCGUUUGUGGCUGAGAUGGAUACCGCGGUUCUAAGUAAAUUAACCGUCGAUAAGAUCAUCAUGGAAUCUCCCGUUGCCAACGUCCGACAUCAUGUCGUCAAUUCCUCCUCGGAUUACGUGAAAUGGAUGACUGAACAGUUCCUUUUAUCGCUCGACAAGGAUGGAUCGCACAUGGAUAAGCUGUCUCUCCAAACAUUUUUACGGAGUCCCGAGACAUGUGCCAAAGCGUACAUCAUGCAGGGCUCAGAAGAUGCGAUAACUACUCCUAAAAUGCUCCGAGAUGAAUUGACUCGUGAACCUUUGCCGGACAGCGUGAACUUAUUCCUCUUCCGUGAAGGUGGACAUACCAAUUUAUCUGCCACGAACGAUCCGGAAUACUUCUAUGCAUUGAAACGCAUUAUAGUUGGGCGUAAUAUAUGGGAAUUUUUAACAGGUAAAGGAACGAAAAACCGGAUCAAUGACCCUGAAAAGCUAGUCACUUAG